CUUUUUUUUGGAAAGGAGAGACAGACCGAGGGGGCGAGGGGUUUGGUUGCUCAGAAACCCCUAACGAAACCCUAACGUACUUAUUACUCAUUUCUAGUUUCAGAAAGCGGAGAGAAGUUUUAGAUCGGUUUCUUCUCCUUGUCUGUGCGUAUUCUGGUUUUUAUUGGUCUGGUGGUUCACUGUGUUUGAAUCAUGUUGAAAGUGGUGACCCCCAAAACAAAGAGAGCAGUGAGGGCACUCGAAAAGCGUGCCCCAAAGUUGGUGGAAAAUGCGAAGAAAACACUCAUACUUCAGGGCACAAAGACUAGUAAAGUAUUGAAUGAGGUUCUUGGUGAUAUAUAUAAUCUAAAAAAGGCAAAUGGGGGAGCUGUCAGAUACACUCGGAAGAAUGAAAACAUCAGGCCAUUCGAAAGUGGUGGUGAAACUUCUUUGGAAUUCUUCUCCCAAAAAACUGACUGCAGCCUUUUUGUGUUUGGUUCCCAUUCAAAGAAGCGACCUGAAAAUAUUGUGAUGGGGCGGACUUACGAUCAUCACAUAUACGACCUUGUUGAAGUUGGCGUGGAAAACUUUAAGCCUUUAAGCUCUUUCUCUUAUGACAAGAAGUUAGCCCCACGAGUCGGGUCCAAGCCUUUCUUUACUUUUAUUGGAGAAGGGUUUGAGACUGUGGAAGAGCUGAAGCAUCUGAGGGAAUUUUUGCUUGAUCUCUUUAGGGGAGAGGUUGUGGAAACAUUGAAUCUUUCAGGUUUAGACCGAGUCUUUGUGUGUUCUGCUGUCUCUCCAAAUAAAAUUGUUUUCAUGCACUGUGCUCUGCAAUUAAAGAGGUCAGGCACAGUUGUUCCUCGGAUGGAAUUGACUGAAGUUGGGCCAUCCAUGGACUUCGUUGUGAGACGCCAUCGUCUCCCCAAUGAGGAUCUCAAGAAGUCAGCCAUGAAAACAGCUUCCAAACUGCCCAAGAAAAAGGUGAAGAAUGUUAGCAGUGACAUGAUACAGGGAAGAAUAGGAAAGAUCUAUAUUCCUGACCAGCAGGUUGGAGGUGUUCCAAAAGCCAACAUGAAGGGGCUAAAGAGGGAACGCCGUGAAGGAAAGAUGAAGAAGGAUGGAAAUGGAGUUAAGCCAAAGAAACUGAAACCAAACCCAACAUGAAUAGGCACACAAAUGUACUAGAACAUUUCAAGAAAGGAGUAUUUAAGAAAGAUGGGCAAGGUGGGAUCUGGCCUUUUUGGGCAAUAGCGCUGUGACGAGCUUACACUUAUAACCAAUAAUUCUAGAGGCUGAAUCCCAGGUCAGAUCUCCUCCUAAGGUUUUUGUAUCACCACAAUUUUGACUAAACGAAAUUGCUUUGAAGUUUUAAGCAAGAGCUAUGUUUUGAUUACCCUGGCAUCAUUAACUCUUAAAUCUUGUCUUUGCGUUCUACUUGACUCCUUAUCUGUAAGCAAUGAAUUUCAGUAAAAUUCAUUUGAGAUAAUCUGGCCUGGAAUUUGUGAUUAUGAUGAUUUAAGAAAUGAUGGCAGGUGAAACUUUGAUCCCUGGUGCA
This is a messenger RNA of Amborella trichopoda, 1534 nucleotides long. Its product is annotated as Ribosomal RNA processing Brix domain protein. The record is from RefSeq and is a predicted model, not a curated record. Lineage: Eukaryota; Viridiplantae; Streptophyta; Magnoliopsida; Amborellales; Amborellaceae. Gene Ontology annotation, biological process: ribosomal large subunit assembly; maturation of LSU-rRNA from tricistronic rRNA transcript (SSU-rRNA, 5.8S rRNA, LSU-rRNA). Gene Ontology annotation, cellular component: nucleolus. Gene Ontology annotation, molecular function: rRNA binding.